Messenger RNA from Tigriopus californicus, 5102 nucleotides. RefSeq lists its product as uncharacterized. Gene Ontology annotation, molecular function: GTPase activity; GTP binding; calcium channel regulator activity. Lineage: Eukaryota; Metazoa; Arthropoda; Copepoda; Harpacticoida; Harpacticidae. The record is from RefSeq and is a predicted model, not a curated record. Gene Ontology annotation, cellular component: plasma membrane. The transcript is spliced from 6 exons. Bases 433 to 4449 code for a protein of 1338 amino acids.
AAACGUGUGUGUGUGUGUGUGUCUGUGAAUGAUUUCGAGCGCAAGCCUCGCUUUUGGAACUUGGAACGCCCGCAAACUCUUGGUUCUUGUGUCGUUCCAAAUCGAGGUGAGAAUUUGGGCGGCAUUGCCUGAUGAUCCUUCAGUUACUCCUUGUUCCAUGGAUACAAUAGUGUGAAGGAUGUAGACCUCUUUAAUGACAAAAACAAUGACACAUUCGUGAUCAUGGCUUUGACCGUGAAAAGCUGGGGUUGAGCCCCCCAUGACAUGAUCGACACUUUUUGCCUGUUUUUUUUUCGUGUUCCAAAAAGUGUCCAAUGAGGGUGGGACGUGUGGUUUGAGUCUCAAUCAACAGUUGUGCAGAGAAAAUUGAGCCUCGAGUGCAAGUAGUUCCACUUCUUGGACCCUAACAGGUACACAAUUGAUCGGGAUAAAAUGAGCAAGGCACACUCUUUGGAUUCUGGGGUAUCAUGCGAGGCAUCCGACUAUAAUACCAAGCCAACUCUCUCAGGCCUCGUCUCUGAUCCCAAGGCCUUUGCCUCCUCAUGUCAAGGCCAGCAGGUGGGCCAUGGAACCAGCGUACAGCCAGAACAGCAAUACCGAGCACAACCUUCUGUCCGAGGGGCUCCAGACACUCUCCCCACAUCCUUAUCUAGUUCGUCCUCCGCGGGCGUCGUCGUCCCUCUCCAGGGGCUCGCACAAGGUGGCGGUGGAUGCCCGAGCAAAACGCCGUUGAUCAAUUCCACCACCUCGACGACGCCAACUCCUCUCCCCAUGGUUCUGCAUGAAGAGGAUGAAGAGGAAGAGGAAGAGGAGGUCAUGACAAGUGUUCGCUUGCCUGUCAAACAAAGUAGUUCAAGCGGAGGUGCAGCGAGUGAUCCCUCCAUAUCUUUGGCUCCUGCUCCCCCGCCACGACCUCGAAGCAAACGGACCACCUGUGGCAUUAGAAGGUCCUCGCGAAUAGUCACUCAUGAGGACGACGAAGAGGACCUUGGACUUCCAUCUAAUGCUCCUCCCGUGGUUAUACGACCGGCCCUAGUGGUUCCGCAUGCGCCAAGCGGUGAUGCCGAUGAUGAGUACGAGGAGGAAGAUUGUGUUUUUGCUCAUGUUGUGAUCGGUGGUGGGUCCCUGCGAAGGCAGUCGAAUAGUUUCGAGUUAGGUGAAAGUGGACAACAACGUCAGAGACAUCUUCGAUUUCUACGGGCGGUUCACUCUGCUACGGCCCGGUUAAACAGCAGCACACAGUCCACCGAUAAAGAAGACAAUAUUGCUCGUUCAGGGGACAAGAACAAAUUGUCUCCCAAUUGUCUGCCAUCAACGAAGGCCCAAGGGGAACUUGCUAAAGGCCAGGACGACGAUGACGAGGAAGAGGGUGAUGAAAACUCGAUUGGUGGAUUGGGGAAACGGAUUAGAAAGCUCUCAAGUCGAACCAUCGAAUUUUGUGAUAGUAUUGAUGAGCUCACAGCGUCAGGAACCAAUUCGUUAAGGAUCCCGGGGGCAUCUGGAAGUGGGACUGAAUCACAAGCUGAAGGUGCCAUUCACAAUAGUUGUAGUGGCAUUGCUCCAACGACUUCAGCCGCGUCCUUGAAAAUGGGAAACGAACUCAAGAAAGCGGGGAACAAUGCCCUACCCACUCUUCAAGUCAAUCCACCCCAAGGCAAUGGACCCACUCAUCACAGACAUGGACCUACAUCCUUGGCUCAAAGGCCCAAGAGCCCGUUGGCAGGCCCUCCUCUGAAUGAACCUUUCCCUGCCGAGUAUAAGCCAACAAAAAAUGUUCCUACCUCAUUAGCCAUUGUAGAGGCGGAGGUGGUAACAUGCGCUCUCCAAUCUCCCAUGAGAGGCAAAGACAUGAUGCGAGUACCUCAAUUCUCAAUGUCCGUAGAGUCAGAUGCGAGUCACGUGAGUCACGAAUCAGCUAGCACAGUCAUCACCAACACAACAAUGACCCACAGUGCCAGUGGGCACAACUUCAACGCUGGAACGUCAAAUCGCGGAAGCAUCACUUCCACUAAUUCCAACGCGGCCCUGCUACCAGCUUCUGUCAAAGGGGGAGCCGGUGGCCAUUAUCCAGUGGACAGAAACCAUCUGCCCUCACAACCUCAAGCAUCGCAGCCAAGUUCUUCAUCGUCUUCAGGGCUUAGUGGGGCAUUGUCAAGCUUAGCUUCAUCUUUGAUGUCCAUGAGGCACCGCUCAUCAAGUGAGACGAAUAGGAAGCGGCAACAACAACGAGGCGAUGGAAGUAGUUCAAGGAGUAAUUCGACUGAAAGGCCUUUGAAGAUUAAUGAAAUUCCCCCUGGACACCAAAGUUGGUCAUCAACGCCGACGCAAAUCCCGCCCUCGGUGUCAAACCGCCGUGGUAUGAGAAAUACUGGUCACAUGGCCACCACAAGAAAUGCCUUUCGAAGGCAAGACACCCCUCACUCAGGCAUGGAAAUCGAACAAUACGCUUCACAAAGCUCCACCUCGAGACAACGAAGGGGUGCCAUGCACUCUCAUCAAAGAGCCCGACUGCAAGGCUUUAUUUCCGAUGGAUCCUCUUCCUCCCAAUCCCAAUCCUUGGGAUCCUGUGAUUUUAUGACACCACCUUCUAUCGUAUGCACGGACCAUGACCCUUCUAAUAGUUCGAGUCGCAAUACCUCCAACUCUUCCAACGCCACACCCGUAGGUUUUGGAUCUUCUCUUGAUGAUGCACCUGAUCAACCCGAAUGUGAUACUCCAGUCAUGGACGAAUUUGCCCAGUUUCUGAAUGCUUCAAUACAUCCACCCAAUGAACUUAGCGUACCUCGAUGCUACCCUGACCCCUCAUUGCCCUCGUCUCCAACUCUUUUGCAUCCAAUGUCUAUGCCCGGGUCUCGCCGUAGUUCCUCCUCCAGAGGUACCGCUCUCAGUAUCUCCCAAUACCGAAAUGCCCGGUCUCUUUCACUCGGAUAUCAACAACAACAGCAGCAACACCACCACCAACAGCAACAACACCAGCUAUCUCACCCUCAGAGUCCGUAUCGCAAGGAGUCCUUGUCUCCUAGUCCUGUCAGAUCAAAUCGAGUCUUGAUCAGUCAAGGGGGAAGCCUUCAGUCUCAGUCAUCCCUUUUGUGCUCCCCAGGGGGAACUCGACCAGUUCUUCGAAGGGAGUCAGCUCAAGAUUUUGGUGACGACGAUGAUGUUCCAGCUCGUCUGCGAUUGAACUUGCCCAAGCAACCUCCUGAUCUGAAGAUCGAGCUUCUCACCGAAUCAAGUGCAGGCACCACGCCCUCAUCGGCCAGUCCAUAUCAUAACAAUCAGUCCCGCUCAGCAUCGCUUUUCCCCUACCAGGACUCGCCCGGUGCAGGGCCUGACUACUCGGGAGGAGCCCCUUAUCGAAGGCACUCCCAUUGUCAACGGCCACCGCCUAUCUCUCGCAAUAAAUCUGCCCCCGCUACUCCCCUUUCAAGGUCCAUUACGAAUGUUACGGCUAAUCGAAUGCCCCGAAGUCCCUCUCGAGAUGGAUAUCUCAUGGUUCCUGAACGUCAAAGAGGCAGCUCGUUGCCUGAAGGUAGAGAACAAAAGCAACCCGAGAGUGAUUUGUACCGACUUCGACAGUUCACCAUCAGUAACAAGAGGAUCGUCAAAAGAAGCGACUCUCUUCAGCCUCGCCGGAGUGUUGGCAGCGUUCACUCAAGUGCCUCCAGCAGUUUGAGCCACUCCCACUCUGGGCGUUCCAGUCUUCGCUCUAGUACAGAAGAUGAUGAUCCUUGUUCUAGUCGGAAUAGUUCACUGUGCUCACCCCGAUUUACGGUGCUCAUGUGUGGAGCUUCGGAAGUGGGGAAAACACUGCUCACCAAUCAGUUCAUGUCGAGUUCAGACGUGGGAAACUACAGCAAUUUGACAGAAGAUGACUACGACGAGAAAUGUGUUUCCGUUCUACUGGAAGGGGAAGAGGCCGAGUUGGUGUUCAUCGAUCAUCCGAGUGCGGAAAUAUCGGUUGAGAAUGCCUUGGCUACCUACAUUCCCGACGCUAUGGUGGUGGUUUUCAGUGUGGUCGACAACGAGACCUUGGGUGAGGCGGAGGAAAUUCUUCAAUAUCUUUGGCGAACCAAUUGCAUGAACGACAAGGCCGUGAUUAUGGUGGGCAACAAAACAGAUUUGGUGAGGAGUCGCCAAGUCAACAUUGUGGAUGCAAAAGCCAUUGCCACCUCGUACGAUUGCAAGUACUCGGAGACUUCCGCAUCCCUCAAUCACAACGUGGAUGAGCUUCUGGUGGGCAUUCUCACUCAAAUCCGCUUGAAACUCAACGAAAGGAGUCGCUUUCAUCGCCGGAAAGGCUCCAGACGAGGAUUGGGUGGCGGUGGGGGAUCCACAGUGAGUGGCAUCAAUCGUCGGAAAUCGGCUGGGGUGCGGGUCCGAGGUAUCAUCGGCAAGAUGUUGGGUGGGGAUUCCAAAUCCAAGUCCUGCGACGACCUUCAUGUGCUCUAACUAAUGGAGACGAACAAGAAAUUCUGGGUCGAUGAGGUUGUCACGUCAGUGUUCCAUUUUCUGAGCCCUUUUGGAAUCUGAUGGCUGACACCCUGAAUGCAGGAUAAGGAUCUCAUUCCUUGUCUAAAAUUAAUUCGUACAUGCCCAUCGUGCAUAAAAUCAAGUCAUUUGGCCAUCGCAAUCAACACUGGGCCCUCGUAUCAAUAACUCGUUCGUCGUCUUCAUCUCAGUCAAAAAAAGAAUGGACUCAUAUCAUAAUCAUCGUUACCACCGUAAACCUUGAUAACACUCUAUUCAUUUUGAAUAUCACCACUUUCAUCACUACCAUCACCAUGAAUGUCACCACAUCCAAAACGAUCUACUUAUCCAAGUGCACCUUUUUCUAGCCAAAAAAAACUACUACAAAUACUUAUAUGCAUUCGUAUUUUGAAACGUAUGAAAAUUUGAAAACUACAGUCAACACCUUAAUGCCAAUAAUUUUUCUACUCCCAACAAUUCUUCGUGCCCGGUGGCAAAGGACCGACUUCAAAACUUGACGGUCUUUUGAUUAUCUGAUUGUGAAUGAUAUCCAUCGAUUGUGUUUUCAUAUCAUCUCAAUGUGUCUCCCACCUUCAGCUACAAUUGCAUUUGCAAUAAAUCAAUUCUAUAUUUGA